AUGGCUACGGAAAAGAAACCCCCGAUUACGUGCCACGUCCUCGAUACGACGAUUGGAAAGCCGGGGGCUAACAUACCUGUUACACUCACACUCCACCCCUCCUCCCCUUCCUCCACCUCCACCCCGCAAUCCUUCCAAUCCACCACAAACUCCGACGGCCGCGUAGCCUCCUGGACCCCCACCCCACCGCCCUUCACCGCCCCCACACCCCUCGAAACGCUAUUCCACCAGCCGGGCGACCAGCGCUGGAGUCUGACGUUCAACACGGAAGAGUACUUCAAGGGCCGCGGGGUGGAGACGUUUUUCCCGGAGAUUGAGGUCAAGUUUGUGGUGCGGGAGGCGCAGAAGGGGGAGCAUUUUCAUGUGCCGGUGCUGGUGGGCGGGUUUGGGUAUAGUACGUAUAGGGGGUCGUAG
Molecule: messenger RNA, 414 nt
Organism: Parastagonospora nodorum SN15
Lineage: Eukaryota; Fungi; Ascomycota; Dothideomycetes; Pleosporales; Phaeosphaeriaceae
Exons: 2
Coding region: 1-414 (137 amino acids)
Biological process (GO): purine nucleobase metabolic process
Molecular function (GO): hydroxyisourate hydrolase activity
Source: RefSeq, a predicted model, not a curated record